AUGUCAGUAGUAUACAAUAAGACUCCUUUAUUAAGGAAAGUAUUUCAAGGUUCUCAAAAUUUACCUCAAUUCUUCUUAAAAUAUGAAUGUUUACAACCAAGUGGAAGUUUUAAAAGUAGAGGUAUUGGUAAUUUAAUUUUAAAGAGUGCUACACAAAUUAAUAAAUUAGGUAAUAAGAAACCUCAUGUCUUUGCUAGUUCUGGUGGAAACGCAGGUUUUGCUGCAGCUACAGCUUGUAAAACUUUAAAUUUACCUUGUACCGUUGUGGUUCCAAAUGCGACAAAACAAAGAAUGGUUGAAAAGAUUAAAGAUACUGGUGCUAAAGUAAUUAUUAAUGGUGCUCAUUGGAAAGAAGCUGAUACUUUUUUAAAAAGCUCAGUAAUGAAUCAAAUUGAUAAUAAUUCAAUUGAACCAAUAUAUGUUCACCCCUUUGAUAAUCCACAGAUUUGGGAAGGUCAUUCCACAUUAGUCGAUGAAAUGAUCGAAUCUUUACAAUCUCAAAAUGUUCCUUUACAAAAAGUUAAAGGGAUAGUAUGUAGUGUUGGUGGUGGUGGUCUUUAUAAUGGUAUCAUUCAAGGUCUAGAAAGAUAUAACCUAGCUAAUAAGAUUCCAAUUGUAGGUGUCGAGACUAGAGGUUGUCAUGUAUUCAAUACCUCCUUAAGGAUGAAUAAACCUGUUCAAUUCAAAAAAAUUACUAGUAUUGCCACUUCAUUAGGAACAGCUAAUAUCUCAGAUAAAACAUUUGAAUAUGCUAAAAGAUAUAAUACGAAGUCAGUUGUGGUAGAUGAUAUCGAUGUGAUUGAAACUUGUUUGAAAUAUACUCUAAGCUCAAAUAUGGUCACUGAACCUGCAUGUGGUGCUGCAAUCCACUUAGCUUAUCAUACAGAUAUCCUAGAAAACGCAUUAGGAAAGAAAUUGGCAGCAGAUGAUGUUAUCCUAAUUAUUGCAUGUGGUGGUUCUUCUAAUACUAUUAGUGAUCUAGAAUCUACCCUAAUUAAAUUGAAAGACGAAAAGAAGACCCAAAAUAUGCCUCUUGAAACUACACUCUCCGAAGGUGAAAAACAUACUUUAAGAUUAAAAUCUAUAUAG
Messenger RNA from Maudiozyma barnettii, 1089 nucleotides. RefSeq names its product L-serine/L-threonine ammonia-lyase CHA1 (gene CHA1). Lineage: Eukaryota; Fungi; Ascomycota; Saccharomycetes; Saccharomycetales; Saccharomycetaceae. Gene Ontology annotation, biological process: L-serine catabolic process; L-threonine catabolic process. The transcript has a single exon. The record is from RefSeq and is a predicted model, not a curated record. Gene Ontology annotation, molecular function: L-serine ammonia-lyase activity; pyridoxal phosphate binding; threonine deaminase activity. Bases 1 to 1089 code for a protein of 362 amino acids.